AGUUUAGACCACCUUGUCUUCUAUGUCUGGUAGCAUAAGUAGACUACUCUUAGCGAAGAAGCGUUCGCUUUUUUCCCCCGAAUAUAAACGAGCCACAUCAGAUAGCUUUAAGUAGGCUACAUAGAGGUACAUCCUAUAGUCCGAUGUAAUGUCAAGGUUCCGUCUAGUUGCCCCGCGUGUUUAGUUCUCAGGGGAGGAGUUUCGUGAGUGGACUCAAAAAAAAUUGCUUACAGCAACGGGCAAGUUGAAGUUGAAUUCGAUCUCCUACUAACUACUACAGCUGGGACCAGAAUGACAGUCAUUAUGCAAUCUAUUUUUCGGAAGAGAUUAAGGCAAUAUACGCAUGUUUGAACAGAUCUCAUGGGACCCAGUCGCUCGCUUCAUGCAGCGAGGGGGGUAUGGCUGUAACCAGAUUCUUGCUCCCGUCGCUGUUCUUGAUCGCAUCAACAGCAUGUGACAGUCGCACCAGUGAUUUUCUCUGCAUAUCGAAGGCAAGCCGUGCGAUGAACAAAGUUAAGAAUGAUUUGAGGGGGGAAAUGGUUAACUGCACUGACUUGAGGCCUUCUCUGAUUCGGUUAUCUCACACCAUGUGGGACAAAGCAACAUGGGAGAAGAUUCAGUUUCAAGACAGAAUGGCGGAAAUCCUGCAGUCUCUGAGUAAUCUGGUGCAGGAUGUGAAGGCUGCCAGGGGGCUCACGCAAUCUGGCUGUGGUUCCAUCCUAGAGAUAUUGGAAAAAAACGCCAUAAACUACCAGGUUAUACUGACUCAUCCCAGCAUUACUGUAAUGGUAGAACAACUACGUCCUAGGGAGGCCACAAGUCCACCCAUAAUCCAAAAGUACCCUUCUAAAGAGACUGGCGACCUUAAAGAGGUUCUGAACUACUUUCGCCAACUAUUACGCAUACUUGGAUGGCUCAUUAUAGAACUAAAUGUGAACUGUGGAACAGGAAACAAGCAGUGAAAUGUAGGGAAGGACCCACCGUACAAUGUUCUGGAGUUACUGCGCUCUCUGCUGGUCAGAACCUGAACUACAGUGACAGACCAUGGCACCUUUUGAGGCGCAGGGACAUUGCCGAUGGAGAGAAAUGGAUGCAAAUUCAUUCUCAAAUGUAUUAUGCACUACAAAAUUACAAAUGUAUUCUUAUGUGUAAAUGUAUGUGACAUGACCACUUUCAUGCCCCCUCCAAUGAGAUUACACUCCUCCAGGGCCUGGCUGAGACAGUCUAAGAUGCAGUGCCUAGUUCCUGGCUGUUUUUAUAUUUGCCUUUUUGAUGUUAAUAUUAUAUUUUGUAUUGUAUUCUGCUGAUACUAUAAGUAACUGUUGAACAUCAAGUGGGGAAAGACUGAUAAUAUUCAAUAUUGAAUUGAACAUAACAUAAAAAAACAGCGCAAUACGCAAAAACUAUGGUCUACAAUGAGAUGCGUAUAGGCCUGCGUAUAUCUUGAGCAAUACCACCUGCAUAAAAUACAUUUGCGGGAUUUUGACGUCUUCAGUGCUCUUUUCCUCUGUGCAGCCAUGCCAUAUAACAGAUUGUAGCCAGAGUUCAAUUCAAUUCAAUUCAAUUCAAUUCAAUUCAAUUUUAUUUAUAUAUAGCGCCAUAACAAUACAAUUGUCUCUAGGCGCUUUACAGAGCCCAGAGCCUGAACCUCCUCAGUGCAAGCAC
Messenger RNA from Clupea harengus (Atlantic herring), 1665 nucleotides. It is a transcript of the gene thpo, whose product is annotated as thrombopoietin. NCBI's taxonomy places the organism in Eukaryota, Metazoa, Chordata, Actinopteri, Clupeiformes, Clupeidae. Gene Ontology annotation, biological process: cell population proliferation. The record is from RefSeq and is a predicted model, not a curated record. Gene Ontology annotation, molecular function: cytokine activity. Gene Ontology annotation, cellular component: extracellular region.